Messenger RNA from Photinus pyralis (common eastern firefly), 2547 nucleotides. RefSeq names its product tumor protein p53-inducible nuclear protein 1 (gene TP53INP). The transcript has 3 exons. Lineage: Eukaryota; Metazoa; Arthropoda; Insecta; Coleoptera; Lampyridae. The record is from RefSeq and is a predicted model, not a curated record. Gene Ontology annotation, cellular component: nucleus; autophagosome. Bases 159 to 938 code for a protein of 259 amino acids. Gene Ontology annotation, biological process: positive regulation of DNA-templated transcription; autophagosome assembly.
AUUAAAUCGUCAAAAACUAAAUCUGGUCGUGUUUUGAGAAUUUUUCUGUGUACAUUUGAUCCUGUUCUGUAAGAUUAAUCCAGUUUUGUUUUCUUUUCAGAUAAUCUCCCCCGCAAGUUUGCGAAACAAGCACAUCAGACAACCAAUAAUUUAAGAAAAUGUUCAACACCUUGGCUAGCUAUCUAUUAGGAACAUCAAAUCAACAACCUACGGGCGGGGUCGAGGAAAGAAAUAUAAGACUGACUUCGGUUGUAGCUGACGAUGAUUGGGUGUUGGUGGAUCAGGAUAGCGAGGGAAAUUCGGAGGUGGAAUCGAGCGUAAGCGACAGUUUGGAUGGAUACGACGACCUUAACUCCUGUCAUAAGCAACUGCCUCACAUUUUGACGCGCAGCAGUUCGGCCUCGUCUCUACGCUGCGCGACCAUGGAGGACUCCUGGUUUGUCACACCUCCACCGUGCUUCACGUCGGCGGGACCAGUACACAUGGAGACGUCGCCGCUGGAAAAUCUCCUAAUCGAACAUCCCAGCAUGAGCGUCUACCAACAUCCGCAUUCGGCCCUGAUCGGACCGAGAUAUAAUUCGGUCGCGGUACAGGCCGCGAACGAAAGCGAAUUCUCCGACGAGGACGAGUUGGAGGAAAUUGUCGAACAGGUACCGGUGCCGGUUCAGAGGCUCGCGGUGGAGACGUAUAGGGAAAGGCAACUACAUGUACCGCGCCGAAACAGUGUAAAUAUUCUACAGCAACAGGAGAAGCAGUGGAAACAAACCAAACAAGCACAAAAGGUACAAUUACGCAAGGCCUGCCAAUCAUUAAAACGCAAGUACCUGGACCGUGCGAACAAGGCUCGUGAAGUAAAUACCAGAAACAGGCAUCAAAGGCGCAGUGAACGUUCACAGGGUGCUAAUCGUUCUUAUGUCAAUAAUAAUCGCAAGUGCUGAGCACACACCUGAUCUCAACUCAGCACUUGGGACUUUCAAACACAAUAAUAAAAUAAUACUAAUAAAUACCAAAAUCCCAGGGGGCUCUUGAAAAUCGCAAACUUUGUUAUUUUCGCAAUUUUUUUUCUGUGAUAUAUUAUUUUGACUUAAUUUAUUUUAUUUUAAAGAGGGAAAUAUUUUUAAACACUCCCCCUCCUCCCCCCCUUCUUGCAUUAUGCAUUGCAGGCGCUUAAGUUUUUGGUUAGCUGUCGACAAAUUCACAGCGGCUCACUUUGAAAAAAAAAGGCCUGCCAGUAAUGUUGUGCUAAUAGUGGUGACGUUUGCGCGUUUUCGAGGGCCAGACAAAAUUAUGUAAAUACUUAGUUAAUCCCCCCUUCUUAAUAUUUAAAGGUUAGACUUGCUUGUACGUGUUGUGAUUAGCGGACUUUUAAAAAGAAAACCCAGCGAAGAAAUAGUGCUGUAGUUUUUAAGCUAACCUCUCAGAUUCAUUAAAGUAGUCCGCUCGAAACAAUUGCAAUCUCAAUAUUGGAUAUCAAAGCACAUGUGAUUUAGUAAUUAAAAUUACCAAAGCACCGAGUUGUGUUCAAAUUAAAAUAUUUAAGAACACAAGUAGUCCCUGAAGUGCUGAGGCAUUAAAAAAAAAGUAUUUUAGUUGUAAGUAUCGUCUUUCAUUACAGUUAUUGCCUUGUUUGAGAGAUACAAAAUCAAUUUGUAAAUAAAAAAAAAAUGGGUGUAUAUUUUUUAGAUCAAGAUAUAUAAGUUAUUUUUGUUGCUAUUCUAGUGUUCAUCUUUUUUUAUUACACUAACUGUUGGUAGUUGUAUCUCAUUUGCUCCAUAUUACAAUUACAUUUUAAUUUAUGAACCGUAGGUAAUAUUUGUAAGUCCGCAAAGGGUUCAGAAACCACAAACGUUUGCGAGGCGCAAAUAUUGUGGCUGUCGAACUUAGUUAAUUUUAUUUAUUUAUACGCAUUCACUUAAAUCGUACUUUACGAAGUCCAUGACAUUGACGUAUGUCUCGCAGUACAAAAUUCAGCAAUUUCUUAAAUGGCCAGUUUCGUCUAAAUUUUACCUGUAUAAGUGUCUUUCAUUUCCGGAUGUAAUAAUAAUCAAGUGAUAAUGUCACGAGAAUCUGUCCGACUGACCAUAUUUUAAUUAUAUUACAAACACAAUGUAAAUAAUGUAUUACAUGCAUAUGUUUGGGUAUUAAUAAUGCCCGAAUAUGUCUAGAGUAUUUGGCUGGUGAAAUUUGUUCGAUUACGAAUAAAUUUACCGUUCUUGUAGCAUGUGUAGUCAUCUGAUUGGGAGCAUGUAUGUGAGUUGACGUGUGUACUGUUGUAGAUAUACUUUGUAAAAUGGGAAAAAAUGUGCUUGAAAUGUAUAGGUUUUGAUGAUUGUAAACUGCACAAUGUAGAAUAGAAGUGGCAAUAUGUAUGGAGUAAGUAGUGUGUUAUUCUGUCAUCUUGUUAUUAUUCAUAAUGUUUAUGCUAUGAAUGUGUGUCAUUAUAAUCUGAAAUGCAAAUUAUAUUUCGUAUGAAAAAAAAAGGUAAUAGUAAUAAUUAAAUUAUAACUCUUGAGUCUUUGGUAUGAUGCAUUCGCAGUAAGAAAAAAA